AUGGCCAUCGAUGUACAACAGAAAGAAAUGUUCUACUUAUUCGUCGACGCCAACUUCCCCGGUCUGUACUAUGCCUGGAGUAGUCGUGUCGACGUGACCUUUAUGGACUUUGUCCGCCAGCAAGACGACGCACCAACUGACGCUCUGGUCUGGGGCACUCGGACAUUAGGAACCCUAAACCUAGGCCAGAAACACAAAGACAAAGACAAGAUGCUCUGCAGUCGCUCGAUGUAUAGCUAUGGGCUGCGAUCUCUAGCUCAAUUGAUUCAGAACCCGGCGACAGUCAAAUCGGAUCGCACCCUAGGUGCUGCUGUUUUGUGUGGUAUCUAUGAGAUACUAGAUGGUGCCGGCCACAAGUCCUGGCUCACCCAUUCCGGUGGCAUUGCCACUUUGUUUCGUCUUCGGGGGGCCGGCGCUCAUCGCGACGGAUUCGGGCGCACGUUACUCAUCGCUUUUCGAUCGUUCCUCAUUGCGGACGCUUUUAUUUGCAGCAAACCGUGCUUCUUAGCGGACCCCGAAUGGAGAUCUGUUAUUCAGUAUGCGAUCGAGCAGGAGAGGAUUGCCAGAAAGGGCAGUGAGCUGGGUAAUUUGGUCGAGUAUGCGUUCGACACAAUCACGGUUUGCCCUGGCUUAGUUGCACAAGCCCGUGCAAUAUCCACCGGAGAUACAAGUCCGGAUUUCUCUCAAAAGCAAGAGUUGGCACUUGAAAUUACGCACAGUCGACAGCGACUCACUGGCUUGCAUGAUCAACUAGAAGUUCUUUCCUCUGUGCUUAUCGGUGACAAAGGCCUUGAAGACAGACCAGAUAUCACUGGCCCAAUCCCUGCUCGUGUAGCCAAUAUGCUGGCAGAGUUUUGUCUUAAGGGGAUGAAAAAGGCUAUUGCGCUCCUAGAUCGGUCCUUGGGUUUUGUUGAGUUGGGUCAAUUGUCGCUGGUUCAGGUCGGAGGUAUCUCAAAUAGAGAUUCUCCGGCAACCACGAACCAUAGACAAUCGCAAUCAACCACAGUGCAAAAGGCAGUGAAUAUCGCCUUUACGCACACCGUGAGCCAUAAUAGUCCACCGAUACGGCCGGAUCAUAUCGCAAUGUCAAUGGGAAUGCUCGCAAUUGAAUGA
Messenger RNA from Penicillium riverlandense, 1113 nucleotides. RefSeq lists its product as uncharacterized. The transcript has a single exon. Bases 1 to 1113 code for a protein of 370 amino acids. The record is from RefSeq and is a predicted model, not a curated record. NCBI's taxonomy places the organism in Eukaryota, Fungi, Ascomycota, Eurotiomycetes, Eurotiales, Aspergillaceae.